Molecule: messenger RNA, 408 nt
Organism: Clonostachys rhizophaga
Lineage: Eukaryota; Fungi; Ascomycota; Sordariomycetes; Hypocreales; Bionectriaceae
Source: the annotation of a GenBank genome assembly
AUGGCCAUGUACAAAAAUACAAGUCCAUGCUUCGUCCGGGCAUGGGGCCUGCUGAGGGAUCGGCAGUGGUGCAAUCCCUUCGUCUGGGGCAAGGACCUCUUGAGCAUCAGCAUCAACAGCCACCACAACGGCCGGGCAAGCAAGAAUAAUAAAGUCCCCGUACUUCUGAAGCCAGGCGGCAUGGUCGAUGCGCGCGGUUUAGACGCUUCCGUUGGCGCCACCAUCCAUCACCCAACGACGGCUGGGCGGACCUGUCUAGCGUUCUCUCCGUCGGUGAGCUUCGGCCGCUGGGCAGAAUGGAUUCUCUGGCUCCCGUCGCCGUACCGUACCGUGUACGUAAACCCUCUGACAACGUCGCCUCCCAAAACCAGGGUCCCUCGGUCGUACAAACCUCUUGCAGACGUCUAA